CAGUUUAAAUACGACCGUCUUACUGAUCAGUACACAUUUAAUACAAAUUCUCAUGUAUGGUAUUAUUUGAAAUCCAAUUUGUUUUUUAAUUGAGUUAGAUAUUUUGAAAAUAAAUAUUUUGUUAAUAUUUUCAUGCAGAGUAAGUAUGUUCUGAUCAACGAAAUGUUGACACCUGACACUACAUCAGAUCCAAUUACUUCAUCUCAGAAAAACAUUGUACACAGUCGAAGGUAUUACGAUUCCAGAAGGCCUAGUUAUUAAAUGCGUAAAGAUUUGAUUUGAUAAUGAAUGCAAAAUUAAUUCUCAUCCCAAUUUUCCUAAUUGGAUCAUGUGUGGGUCAGGUUGACCAAAAUAUCAUAAAUGAAGUUUUUAACAUAAAAUUUCAACCUCAAUUAAGUGAUCAAGUACUUAAAGAACCAAAUUUUGAAACUACAAAGCAGCCUGUUGUACCAAAAUUCGUAGCACGUACUGGCAGCUCAUAUCAGCCAUGUGGUACUAAUAAGGUAUGUGUUCGUUACUAUCUAUGCAACAAUGGAAAAGUGGACCCAUAUGGUACAAGGGUGAUUGAACCUCGCAUGGGAGCUUUAUGUAAUAAUGACUUGGAAACCUGCUGUGAUUUUAGUGAAACUACAGAGCAUCCUGUUGUACCAAAAUUCGUAGCACGUGUACGAACUGACAACUCAUAUCAGCCAUGUGGUACUAAUAAGGUAUGUGUUCGUUAUUAUCUAUGCAACAAUGGAAAAGUGGACCCAUAUGGUACAAGGGUGAUUGAACCUCGCAUGGGAGCUUUAUGUAAUAAUGACUUGGAAACCUGCUGUGAUUUUAGUGAAACAUUAGAUAAGAUAAAUUUAAACCCACUCCCACUAACUUUUGGAUGUGGUUAUAGAAAUAAAAAUGGAGUUGGAAUCAAAAUCAAAAAACCCAUUGGUAACGAAACUGAAUUUGGUGAAUUCCCAUGGAUGGUGGCAAUUUUGCGCGAGGAAACAAUUAUUGACAAACUUUUCAAUGUCUAUCAAUGUGGAGGUUCUUUGAUUGCACCAACUGUUGUUUUGACCGGAGCUCAUUGUGUGCAGGCUAGGAUUGCCAGUAACUUCAAAGUGCGAGCUGGUGAAUGGAAAACUAACACAAAAACCGAAAUCUAUCCAGAUCAGGAAAGGCAAGUUGUCGAAAUGAUUGUCCAUGAACACUACAACAAGGACAGUUUGUAUAAUAAUAUCGCUCUUCUUAUCCUCGAGUCACCAUUCGAAGAGGCUCCCAAUGUUAAUACCGUUUGUCUGCCACCAGCGAACAUGAACUUUGACAUGUCACGUUGCUUCGCCACAGGCUGGGGCAAGGAUCAAUUCCAGAAUGGAAAAUAUCAAAAUAUGUUGAAGAAGAUCGAUUUGCCAGUUGUUCCGAAUGCCAAGUGUCAAGAAAAUUUGAGAAAAUUCUUGGGUAAAUUCUUCGAACUUCAUUCCAGUUUUAUGUGCGCUGGUGGUGAACGUGGCAAGGAUACUUGCAAGGGAGACGGUGGUUCACCAUUGGUUUGCCCAAUGCCCAACAAUCCUAACCGAUACUUCCAAGCUGGUAUUGUUGCUUGGGGUAUUGGAUGUGGUGAAGAAAAUGUGCCUGGCGUUUAUGCAAGUGUUCCACAAUUGCGUUCUUGGAUUGAUGAACAAUUAGGUUAUAAGAGGAUCGAUGUUAAAUCUUUUACACCAUAAAUGAUAAAGUCGAGAAGUGAUAAUUUUCAAACAUGUAUGUAAAAAUUAAUAAAAUUUUAUUUUAAAAUAAAAUAACUUUUAGAAAUGCAUAAAUGAAA
Messenger RNA from Episyrphus balteatus (marmalade hoverfly), 1798 nucleotides. Its product is annotated as phenoloxidase-activating factor 2-like. NCBI's taxonomy places the organism in Eukaryota, Metazoa, Arthropoda, Insecta, Diptera, Syrphidae. The record is from RefSeq and is a predicted model, not a curated record. Gene Ontology annotation, molecular function: serine-type endopeptidase activity. Gene Ontology annotation, biological process: proteolysis. Bases 285 to 1700 code for a protein of 471 amino acids. The transcript is spliced from 3 exons.